UUGAUCUAGUCUAUAGCCACAGUUCAAAAGUGAAAGACCCUCUCCAAAGAAAAAAAUGUUGAGAAAUUAUGUGAACGCAAGAUUAAUCUCCAGGCCUAAUAUAAGAUCAUCAUGUCUUUACUCUCUUUACCUUAAGAGAGGAAGUGCGAGUGGAGGAAGGGAAGAAGGAAGAGAUCCUCUUUCCACGCUAGAGAAGCUCGAGAGACAAGGUAUUGCUAGCCAGACGUCGGAGAAAGGUUACGACGGAGCAGCGGAGGCGGUCAACGUGUCUAGUGAUUCUGAGGUGGAUAAGGAGAAAGUGAAAGAAGAGUUUGAAAAGAGGGAAGAGGGUAGAGACUACCGCAAGAGGUGUGAUGAUGAUGGUUUGCCUAUCAACACGGCAAAAGGAGUAUAA
Messenger RNA from Brassica oleracea var. oleracea, 394 nucleotides. RefSeq lists its product as uncharacterized. The record is from RefSeq and is a predicted model, not a curated record. Bases 56 to 394 code for a protein of 112 amino acids. The transcript is spliced from 2 exons. NCBI's taxonomy places the organism in Eukaryota, Viridiplantae, Streptophyta, Magnoliopsida, Brassicales, Brassicaceae.